AAACAUUUGCUUAUCAAUUUUCUAAAAAAGUCACAUCUUUGUUUAGAGCGAAAUCUGCACAGACUUCUUCCACUGAUUGAAUUUAAUACCACACCAUGUAUAGAACAUUAAAAAUAUUCCAAUAUUUUUAAUACUGUGGUCUCUGACUGGAGGAGGAUGUCAAUUUAGCUGAGGUCCAAGGCCAGACAGUAAGCAACCACUAUUGACGUCCUCAAGACCUCUAAUCCAAGAUGUCGGAUGCAAGGAGUGACACCAAUGUCAACCAUGUGACGAGAACCAUCCAAGCCACCACGACAAUAACCAUAGCAAUAUGUGUUCCGAUUGCGAUAGUUGCGCUCAUCAUCUCAGCCGUCGCAAUCUCCAAACCCGCUGGCUCCGACAUUACAGUCCAGGGUAAAACGACAAGUCCUCGACAAACUCCCCAGCCUGCAGUAGCAUACUCACCCAGUACCUAUGACGCCAGCCAGUGUCAUGCUUCCAAUAGAAGGAGAAUUUACACAGUGGCCACUGAAUUCGAUGUUGGGGCUUAUGUAUAUAGUGACGACAGCGGGUUUCAAGUCGGAUUCGGUCACGACCUAAUAGGCGCAGUGUGUCAGGAGGCGGGAAUUGAUUGCAGGAUUGUCACGGAGCCUUCCACCAACUGCAUGUUUUCAGAGAAAGGGCAGCCACAGAGAGGAGGGAUAGGACUUAUGGAAGGUUGGUACGACGCCUGCACCGGAUGGCUGGCCACACGUCAACGGAAGCAGAUUUUCGCAUUUUCCAAGCCGUUUUUGAAACCAUUCGAGGUCUAUUUCUACGCCUUUCCUGGAUUUAAUCCAUUCAAUAUCACUGGAAAGAAAAUAGGACUGAUAAGCGGUUGGUUCACUAACGAAGCCUGCCUGGCCGGACUUGACCAGGUGGCUGGAAGAGACGUCCCGCACUCCAACGUUUUCCACGCCCAGACGGUUGACAAACUCCUGGCUAUGAUCCAAAUCGGCACUGUAGACGUGGGUUUUAGCAUGGGGACUGUUUUGGCCAACAAAAUCAAUGGCACUAAUAUCCAACAGUUCCCCUCAGAUCCCAUGUUCUGUAAGAAUGCCGGACCACCUGGAAUGAUGACCCGUAAAGACAAUGACUUCAACUCCAAAUGGAAUGAAGGGUUUGAAAAACUUUUCUCUUCAGGACGUUUUUUAAAAACGGCUAUGUGA
Molecule: messenger RNA, 1187 nt
Organism: Lingula anatina
Lineage: Eukaryota; Metazoa; Brachiopoda; Lingulata; Lingulida; Lingulidae
Source: RefSeq, a predicted model, not a curated record